UAUCGUUUUCCAUUGUUACAUUUACUCCGAGAUAUUACAAAUUAUCUAUUUUAAACUCUUUUAUCACAUAUUUAAAUUUAAAUCUUAUCUUUCUUUAAUUUAUUACAACUUACACCUUUAGUAUUCAUUGACCUAGCUUAUUUCUGAUUUUUAAAUUAAAUUGUAUUAUACAAGUUAAUUUUUGUGCCUUUCUAAAUUACAUCUCCACAAAAAAAUUGAUGCAUAGAAAUUAUAUGAUUUAUUUAUAAGACAAUGUGACUACGAGAAAUAUUAUAAUCAGUGAUCAGAACAAAAACAAACAAGUAUGUUAAUAACGUCAACCUUUUUAGGAAUGGAGAACGUGUUGUCGCUCCUUGUAAAUAUUACGAUCUUGUACAGCUCGACUCGGUAAAUAUCGCCGAUGAGAUCAUAAUAUUGCUCAGAUGUUAGUUUGCAAUCGCCAAAUAAAGAUUAUCGCCAAUGCAACACACCUGACCAAAAAUAACAAAAAAACUUUGUUGAGAUCUGGGUAAUUUGCUUAUCAGUAUUAGCGAAACGCGUUGAUUGCACAUAGAGUAAUUCGCGAUCGGCUCGAAAACGUUCGCAAUAAUAAUGGUCGAUGUGAGUGUGUAGAUAAGGUGUGUGAGACAACAAAACUAGUGGACAAAGUGAUUUUUUUUUGAAAAAGAUGACAACGAAAGCUAAAAUUGAGUUGUUUUCUAUCCAAAAUAAAACUACGUUGGAUACUUCUUUGAGAAAUUAUAAAGGAUACGUUAUGCCGUGCGAAUUUAAAAAUUAUUUGGAUGAUAUCGAACAAUUUGAAGUUAGAGAAGACGAUGUUUGGUUAACAGGAUUUCCUAAAACUGGCACAACGUGGCUACAAGAGAUGGUCUGGCUGAUUGAAAACAACCUUGAUUACGAAGGCGCUAAGAUGGAUCUUAAUUAUCGAUUUCCUUACUUAGAAUUCACUCCAAUAAUACAAUAUCGAUUACGUUCUGUUCCCGAUGAAGUAUGUGGAUCCAUUCCAAAUUCUGUUAGAGAAUUAGCGAAUAUGGAAGAAAGAAGGUUUAUAAAAACGCAUCUUCCCUGGGAACUUUUACCUUUACAAAUUCAAAAUGGAUCAGUAAAACCUAAAAUAAUUCAUAUAAUAAGAAAUCCGAAAGAUAUUUGCGUUUCAUAUCACCAUCAUGGAAAACUUUUUCCCGGAUACAGAAACACUUUAGAACAAGAUGUAAAUGCUUUCUUAUCAGAUACAAUGCCAUAUACUCCGUUUUGGAGUAACAUUCUGAGUUAUUGGACGAAGCAAUCUCACACGAAUCUUCUCGUAAUGACGUACGAACAAAUGAAAAAAAACUUACCGGCGUCAAUAAGAAAGGUUGCGAAUUUUCUUGGAAAAGAACUGAACACGGAACAAGUUGCCGGAUUACAAAGGCAUUUGUGUUUCGAAAAUAUGCAAAGAAAUAAAGCGGUGAAUUUCCAGCCGAUGAUAGAGGCUUUUAAAAAUAUGAAAUUGUACAAAGAAUGCCCCGGAAGUUUUAUGAGAAAAGGAAUUGUUGGGAGUCAUAAAGACGAAUUAUCUCAAGAUAUAAUUAAAAUAAUGAACACUUGGAUCGCUCAAAAUACCUUAAAUACUAACUUAAAAUUUGAUGAAUUUUUUGUGAACGUUACACAACGACGGUAAAAUUAGAAUUUGUAAAAAUAUUAUUAAAAACAUUAUUUAUUUAAUUUAAGUAUUAAUAAAAAAAUACUAAACCA
This is a messenger RNA of Onthophagus taurus, 1734 nucleotides long. Its product is annotated as luciferin sulfotransferase-like. Gene Ontology annotation, molecular function: sulfotransferase activity. The record is from RefSeq and is a predicted model, not a curated record. Lineage: Eukaryota; Metazoa; Arthropoda; Insecta; Coleoptera; Scarabaeidae.